Ipomoea nil (Japanese morning glory) is the source of this 1036-nucleotide messenger RNA. RefSeq names its product rho GDP-dissociation inhibitor 1-like. The record is from RefSeq and is a predicted model, not a curated record. Gene Ontology annotation, biological process: Rho protein signal transduction. Lineage: Eukaryota; Viridiplantae; Streptophyta; Magnoliopsida; Solanales; Convolvulaceae. Gene Ontology annotation, cellular component: cytoplasm; cytosol; membrane. The coding region runs from base 16 to 816 and encodes 266 amino acids. Gene Ontology annotation, molecular function: Rho GDP-dissociation inhibitor activity; protein binding. The transcript has 6 exons.
GAGAGAGAAAAGGGAAUGCAGAUUUUGUCGGCUCUCUCCAAAGUUAAACCUUCCAUACUUGAGAUUCUCAGUUGCCUCUUUCCACAGCUCUUUCUUGAAUGGAACUGUGGAGGGCUUGAGGGCACUCCCAGUAACCUUAGUAUACUGAGAUUUUCAAGGAGACCAAGUUUUCAGAAAAUGGAGGCUGGACCAUCAUUCUGUGGUGAAGAAGUGGAGAACCAGAAGGUGGCAGAAGACGGGAGAGAUCGCUUGGAGGAGGAUGAGCAUCAAGAAAGCAUCACAAGCUUUACCCCUGGUCCUUUGCUUUCUCUUAAAGACCAAAUUGAGAAAGACAAGGAGGAUGAGAGUCUGAGGAGGUGGAAAGAAAAGCUGCUGGGAUGUCUGGAAAGUGACUUAAAUGGGCAAAUGGAGGCUGAAGUAAAAUUCCAUUCUAUUGGAAUCAUUUCCUCUGCCUCUGGGGAGAUUACUGCUCCAUUACCCAUUAACAAAGGCCAAGAAGGAGCUGUGCUGUUCACUCUAAAGGAAGGGUCUGAAUAUCAGCUUAAGCUGGCAUUCACUGUAAUGCACAACAUCGUAUCCGGCCUGGCAUACACAAACACUGUAUGGAAGGGUGGUCUUCAAGUUGACCAAAGCAAAGGAAUGGUGGGCACAUUUGCUCCUCAAAAGGAGCCAUAUGUACACACUUUAGAAAAGGAGACAACUCCCUCGGGCGUACUUGCCCGAGGAGUGUAUAAAGCAAACCUUAAGUUUGUGGACGAUGACAAGAGAUGCCAUUUGGAGCUCGGUUAUUCUUUUGAAAUCAACAAGGGCAAGUAGUCAAGUUGAAGCCAAAGUGUUUUUCUGUGCCUGUUGGUAUAUUCAUAUUGUCCAUUUCAUGUGGACAUUCCCGAGAAUUUGAUUUACCAUCAUCAUGUAUACACAGGGUAUUAUUGCUUCAAAUCACAUUCUGAGCUUUAUUAUCCUAUGGGACUUUGUUGGUUAGUGCCAAACAACUAUAAUCUGGGCAUGCAAUUUACUGCCUCUUAUAGAUUACUCA